CAAAAAAAAAAAAAAAAAAAAAAAAAGGUAUGGAGGAUGCUAAACAAGGCCAAAAAGCCCAUGUUCUUGUGGUUCCAUUUCCAGGCCAAGGCCACAUUAACCCAAUGUUUCAAUUCUCCAAACGCUUAGCCUCCAAAGGGAUUAAGCCCACAUUAACCCCAACAAUCUACAUCUCAAAAUCCAUGCAGACUCACACUAUUCCAACCCAAUAUGGCCCACCAAUCCAAAUAAGGCCCAUUUCCGACGGCUACGAUGAUGGUGGUUAUGCACAGGCUGAGUCCACUAAGGCCUACUUAGAUAGCAUUGCAAUUGAAGGCCCAAAAACACUGGCCCAACUUAUUCAGAAGCUAGCUGAGGAAGGAGAUCCAGUUAAGGCUGUGAUCUAUGAUGGGUUUGCUCCUUGGGCUUUGGAUGUGGCGAAGAAGUUUGGGCUUGUUGGGGUUUUGUUCUUUACUCAGUCUUGUUCAGUAAACAGCAUAUAUUAUCAUGUCCAACGUGGGCUGAUUGAGCUACCACUUUUGGGCCCUGGUCCAAGUACGGUAUCAGUUCCUGGGGUUCCGGAGCUCCAGCCGUGGGAGGUUCCGUCUUUCGUCGAAAAUUACGGGUCGUACCCGUUUUGGUUUGAUGCGGUUAUGGAGCAGUUCUCUAAUAUUGAUCAAGUGGAUUGGGUGUUGUGCAAUAUUUUCUAUGACAUGGAGAUAGAGGUGGUUGAUUGGAUGUCGAAAAUGUGGAAAGUAAAAACCAUAGGACCAACAGUACCAUCAUAUUACCUUGACAAAAGACUAGAAGAUGACAAAGAUUACAGCCUCCAAUUUUUCAAGCCAAACACUGUCUUAUGCAAGAACUGGUUAGACUCCAAACCAAAAGAAUCCGUCAUCUACAUAUCCUUCGGAAGCGCAGCCGAGUUAUCUGAAGAACAAUUUAAAGAACUAUCAUGUAGUUUAAGAAACAGCCAUAACAAUUUUUUGUGGGUUGUAAGAGAAAAAGAGCAAACCAAGCUUCCAAAGGGGUUCAUAGAUGAAACUUCUAAACAAGGCUUGGUGGUAGGGUGGGCUUCUCAGCUAGACAUAUUGGCGCACGAGGCGACGGGCUGCUUUGUGACUCAUUGUGGGUUCAAUUCGGUCCUCGAAACUCUGUCUCUUGGGGUGCCUGUGGUGGCUGUUCCACAAUGGACAGACCAAGGGACUAAUGCUAAGUUUGUGGAGGAUGUUUGGAGAAUUGGUGUAAGAGCAAAGGUAGAUGAAAAGGGGAUUGUGAGAAAAGAGAUGUUGGAAGAAUGUAUUAAGGAAGUUAUGGAGGGUGAGAAUAGGGAAGAAUUUAAGAAGAAUGCUGCUAAAUGGAAGAAGUUGGCUAAAGAAGCAAUGUAUGAAGGUGGAAGUUCUGAUAAGAAUAUUGAUGAGUUUGUAGCUUAUGUUAUUGGAUGAUAAUAGUUGUAAUUUUAGAAAGUAAUUUACUCUUUUUGUUUAUGUUUUUGGUGUUAAGUUAGAAAGUGAUUAAGUAUAAUGAUGUAGACGAGAUUUGAUCGUAGUUUUUUAUAUUAUCCCACAAGACUACCAAUUUAGCUAGAUGGGAUAUGCUUGCAAUAUAUGUAUUGUAUCAUUGUAUGUAUAAGAGUUGUGAAAUAAGGGAAGAUGCAUGGAUGAAUUAAUAUAAGUACAUUUUAUCUUUCUCAUCAA
This is a messenger RNA of Beta vulgaris subsp. vulgaris (sugar beet), 1676 nucleotides long. RefSeq names its product UDP-glycosyltransferase 74G1. Bases 30 to 1424 code for a protein of 464 amino acids. Gene Ontology annotation, molecular function: UDP-glycosyltransferase activity. NCBI's taxonomy places the organism in Eukaryota, Viridiplantae, Streptophyta, Magnoliopsida, Caryophyllales, Amaranthaceae. The transcript has 2 exons. The record is from RefSeq and is a predicted model, not a curated record.